UUGGAAUCUAAUCUAGCUUGAGAAGAAGGAUAUAGGGCUAAGGCUUUCAGAGCAUACAUAACCCUGUAAUCCUUUCUUCUAUUCCUUCCUUGAGUUCAUUUCCUAGAAACGACCAUGACGUCAAGUACUGCUCACUCCCCUCUGGUUUUUGCCUUUGGCAUCCUAGGUAACAUUGUCUCCUUCAUCGUGUUUCUAGCUCCAGUGCCAACAUUUUUCAGGGUGUACAAGAAGAAAUCAACAGAAGGAUUUCAAUCAGUUCCAUAUGUAUUUGCACUCUUCAGUGCAACGAUCUGGAUUUACUAUGCAUCCCUUAAAUCUGAUGAGAUGCUUCUAAUCACCAUCAAUGGCUUCGGUUGUGUCAUCGAGACCAUUUAUAUUGCAAUGUACAUUACAUUUGCACCAAAGCAAGCUAGGGUGAACACCUUGAGGCUGCUUCUUCUUGUGAAUUUUGGGGGAUUUUGCUUGAUUCUUCUUUUGUCUCACUUCCUAGCACAAGGGCCAACUCGGGUUAAAGUUCUUGGAUGGGUUUGUGUAGCUUUCUCUGUCAGUGUCUUUGCAGCACCUUUAAGCAUCAUGAGAUUGGUUAUUCGCACCAAGAGCGUAGAAUUCAUGCCGUUUUCUCUGUCCUUCUUCCUCACCCUCAGUGCUAUCAUGUGGCUCUUCUAUGGUUUACUCCUUAAAGAUCUCUAUGUUGCGGCCCCAAACAUACUCGGUUUCAGCUUUGGUGUGGCUCAGAUGAUACUGUAUGCAAUUUACCGAAACAACAAAACGGUUAUUGUGGACAAGGAGAAGCUACCAGAGCACAAAACAGCUGAUGACAUUGUGAAGCAGAUUAACAUCACGGUUUUGCCUACUUCUGAGGUACAAGUACAAGUAAAAGAAGAGGCCGUAAGCCCCGCCCGUGCCAAUAAUUCCGACGAAAGCUAUGAUGAUCAUGAGCAAAACGAACACGAUCAACGUGAGCAUGUUCCACAGCCAUGUCACGUUGAUGCUCAAGGCAUCGACUUGGUCUCUAAGCAAGUCCCGGUUCUUGUUCAAUGCGAAGUUUGAGCAUCGAUGAAUUCGGCUUGGCAUCUUCGAUUUGAUCGAUCUGCUUUGUACUACUACCUGGUCUGAUCUUCAUUUCUAGCCCUAAUAUUGUAUGUGGAAGUGCAUAUGUAACACAGAGGAUGUGUACAUAUGUCCUUUGGUGCAUCUUUAUCUUUCUGUAAGCCUAAUAGUCUAGCUAGUUCGUUCAUAGAUUUGCUUCUUGCCCAUAUUGUAAUGGUUGCAUUUGAGCAUUGGAGGGCAUAGUCGCUUGUUGUGAACAUUUCUUCUUCCUUUAAUUAAUCAUGAAAUAAAAGUCCAUGUACG
This is a messenger RNA of Rosa rugosa (rugosa rose), 1353 nucleotides long. Its product is annotated as bidirectional sugar transporter SWEET12-like. Gene Ontology annotation, biological process: carbohydrate transport. Gene Ontology annotation, cellular component: membrane. The record is from RefSeq and is a predicted model, not a curated record. Gene Ontology annotation, molecular function: sugar transmembrane transporter activity. NCBI's taxonomy places the organism in Eukaryota, Viridiplantae, Streptophyta, Magnoliopsida, Rosales, Rosaceae. Bases 115 to 1050 code for a protein of 311 amino acids. The transcript is spliced from 6 exons.